Strongyloides ratti is the source of this 3576-nucleotide messenger RNA. RefSeq names its product Dodeca-satellite-binding protein 1. NCBI's taxonomy places the organism in Eukaryota, Metazoa, Nematoda, Chromadorea, Rhabditida, Strongyloididae. Gene Ontology annotation, molecular function: mRNA binding. The coding region runs from base 1 to 3576 and encodes 1191 amino acids. The record is from RefSeq and is a predicted model, not a curated record. Gene Ontology annotation, cellular component: nucleus; cytoplasm. The transcript is spliced from 5 exons.
AUGAAUAAUAAUAUUGAUGACAAUGGAAAUCAAGAAAAUACACACCCAAUUUAUACUGAAACCAAGGUUGUAAUGGAUUACAGUACUGAUUUUCCUUCACUCCCUUUAAAUGCUGUCUCUGGUUCAACAAAAGGUUCUGGAGUGGCUUUGAAACCAUCUGUUAAAUGUAGCACUGUUACUCGUCGCAUUACUUUAACUGCCUCUGAAAGAGCUGGAAGACUUUAUGAAGGUGAAAGAGAAAUGGAUUGUGCUGAAGAAUCUAAAACAUCUAGAGAUGGUUCAUUAUGUAUUAUGGUUACUGGUAAAAGUCCAAAUGUUGAUGAUGCUCAGGCAAGAUUAAUACGUGAAUUACAAACUCAAAUAACAUUGAGUCUUAAAAUUCCAAAAGAACAUUUUGGUGCUAUUAUUGGUGCCAAAGGUGCUUCUUUAAAAAAACUCGAGGCUGAUUACUUUUGUCGUGUAAUAAUUCCAAAAGAAGACGAUGGAAGUGUUAAGAUAAUUGGUCCAAAAAUUCAUGCUAGUAAAUGUUGUGAUAAGAUUCUUGAAAUUAGUAGAGAACGAUCUAAGACAACCUCUGAGGAUUUGGAGAUUCCAAGGAAAUUCUAUCCAUGGAUUCGUGGUCCAUUUAAUGAGAAUGUUGAAAGAUGGACAAAUAGCGGAAAUGUUAAAGUUAACAUUCCACCUGUUAAUGUUAAUAGUGAAAUUAUUAAUGUCAAUGGUGAUAGAGAUGAUGUUAUUAAAGUUGUUGAAGAAAUUAAACGUAUUUAUAAUGAAAAACUUGAAAAAGUUCGUACUUUAUCUACAAAAGUACCUAUAUCUCAAAGACGUUUUAUUGUUGGAAAUCGUGGUUCUGGUAUUCAAGAGAUUUUGAAAGCAACAGAUUGUGCUGUUGAAAUUCCAACAGACGAUUGUGAUAAUGGUACUGUUAUUUUACAUGGAGAUCAGGAGAGAAUUGUUGAUGCUUUAUCAAUGGUUUAUGCACGUGCUGCUAGUAUUCUUUGUAAAGAAAUUCCAUGUCCACAAUGGAUGCAUCGUUAUUUGAUUGGUAGUAAAGGUACACAUCUUCAACAACUAUUUCCAGAUAAAGUUGCUUUGAAGAUUGAAUUUAAUGACAAUGGUACUGUUUAUAUUGAGGCUCCUCAACAAGAAUUUCAAACAAGUUUAGCUACACUUGAAGUUGAGAUUAACAGAAUUAGUAGUGAAAUGGAUCAUCAAAUAAUCUCUAUACCAGCUGAAUUUCAUCGUCAUAUCGUUGGGAAAGGUGGUUCAAAUAUUACCAAACUUCGUGAUGAUUAUGGUGUUUCAAUAGUUAUGCCUCCUGAAGAAACAAAUUCUCUUGAUGUUAUUAUUGAUGAUUUAAUUUCUAGAAUGGAAAAUGAAAAAACAAGAGACAUAAUUAUAGAACAUCGUUUCCACAGGAAGAUUAUUGGACCUAAGGGUGAAUCAAUAAAUAAAAUUCGUCAACAGUUUCCAUCAGUUAAUCUUUUUUUCCCUGAUGCCAAUGACAGUGACUGUGAUAUUAUACAAAUACGUGGUAACAAAAAUGAAGUUGAUAAAGUAUACACUUAUUUGACUAAAUUAAAUAAAGAAUUUAUUGAAUCAAGUUAUCAAGAAACUGCACCAAUCUUUAAGGAAUUUCUUAAACGUAUCAUUGGAAAAGGUGGAGUCACUAUUAAUAAAAUCCGUGAAGAGACUAGUACACAAAUUGAUCUCCCAUUGGAUAGUUCACCUACAGGAAAAGUCGUUGUUACUGGAAAAAAAGAAAAUGUUAGAAAAGCUAUUGAAAUGUUAACUAAAAUUCAAGAAGAAUUAGCUAAUAUUGUAAGUGUUGAUGUUCCAAUUCCUCCAAAAGCUCAACGUCGUUUCCUUUUCAAUGGUAGAAGACUUCUUACUGAUAUUGAAAAUGAAUGUGGAAAUGUUUUCUUUAACAUUAAAGAGAAAUCUAAUAAAAUUGUCAUUCGUGGCCCUAAGGUACCUGUUGAGAAUGCUGAAAAAUUGGUGAAAGAUCUUCUAAAAACUUUAAAUGAACAAACGGAAGAAGUUACAAUUGAAGCCGAUGCUUCAUAUCACAAAUUCCUUAUUGGAAAACAAGGUAGUAAUUUACAAGCUCUUCGUGAAAAAUACCCAACAGUAAGAAUUUUGUUCCCAGAAGAAAAAGCUGAAAAUGCUAAUAGUAUUAAUCUUAUUGGUAAAAACGACGAAGUUGCUGCUGUCAAGAAAAUCCUCGAAGCUAGAGUUGAGGAAUUAAAAGAAACUGUUGAAUUAACUGUUAAUGUACCAUUGGAAUAUCAAAGACAUUUCUUAAUUAAAGGUAGUGAGGUUCUUAAAGAAAUUCAGACUCAAAACGGAAAUGUCCAAAUUUUUUUCCCUAAAAUUAAUUCAAAUAGUACUGUUGUUACCAUUAAAGGUUCUGAAGUUUGUGCCAAAUCAGCUAAAAAUAGAAUUUUUGAAAUUGUUGAAGACUUAAAAGCUCAAGUUACCAUAGAAGUUAUUGUACCAAAUAAAUAUUUAAGAAAUAUUUUAGGAACAUACAAAAAUGCCUAUAAUGAUAUACUAAAGGAAAAUAAUGUUGUUGUUAAACUUCCAGAUCGUAGAUUAGUUGAGGAGUAUAAUGCUAAUGGUGUAUGCUUAGGUGAUAUUAUUAAUAUUAUUGGAAGACCUGAAAAUUGUGAAAAAGCUAAAAUUGCUUUGUUGGCUCUUGUUCCAGUUACUAAAGAAAUUGUUGUUUCAAGAGAAUUCCAUUCUGCUUUAAUUGGUAGAGGUGGUAAGGAUAUUAGAAAUCUUCAACAACUUUAUAAUGUAAGUGUUCAAAUACCAAAUGAAAGUGACAAUUCUGAUGUUAUUAAAGUUAUUGGACUAAAUGACAAAGUUGAUGAAUGUAUUGCUGAUAUCAAAGCUCGUGUUGAGGAACUUGAAAAGAUAGCUGCUGAUAAUAUUCUUAAGUCAUUCAAAUUAACAGUAACUAUUCCAAUUGAAUAUCAUCAAAAGUUAAUUGGAAGAAAAGGAGUUGUUGUUGCUGGACUUAGAAAUAAGUAUGAUGUCCAAAUUACUUUCCCAAAAGAUGAUGAUAAGAGUGAGGAUAUUAUUAUUCAAGGAUAUGAAAAGAAUUGCAACGAAUGUAAGGAAGAUAUAUUAGCUCAAGUUUCUCAAUGGGAAUCAAUGAUAACAAGGACAGUUAAGUUGGAUCCACGAUACCAUCCACGUUUAAUUGGUACUGGUGGAAGAAAUUUAAGAAAACUUAACGAAGAUUUUGGUGUUGAUAUUAGACUUCCAGCAAAGAAUGCUGAAGAUCCAUCUUUGGUUGUUAUUGCUGGCUAUACAGAUGAUGACAUUUUAAAUUGUAUUGAACAUCUCAAGAUUGAAGAGGAGGAUUACAUUGAUUUACUUAUUGAGCGUGGUCAAUACACUGUUGAACGUAAUGUUACUCCUGUUCAAAUUCAAGUAAAACGUUCUGUUGAGAUUACAGGUGCUCCAUGGCAGGUCAAUUCUCACGAACAAUUUCCAUCUAUAGGUUCAAAUAUACCUGUUAUUACCUUACCAGUUAAUAGCGUUUGGGGUUCUAGGUUACAUAAAUAA